UGUACCCGUUUCAGGGGUAUUAUUUGGGGUUAUUUUCAGAGCUGCCUGCAGUCAAGAUGAACGGCUGCCAUACUGUUGGCAGUGACAGCAAUGGAUCAAACUCAGAGCUGUGGCACAUGGAAAGCUCGGUCCCCAGCGUGAUUCUCGGCUUGUCUUUUCUUGUUGGAGUUCCUGGAAACCUCCUGGUGAUAUGGACCAUCCUUUAUCACAUCAAGCACAGAUCCCACACUGUGGUGCUGAUCCUCAACCUGGCUGUUUGUGACUUUAUGGUCGUCAUCACUCUGCCUGUUUGGAUCUACUCUCUGGCUGAUGCCUGGGUCUUUGGAGAGACGUUCUGCAAGGCAAUGGUGCACGUAGUCUACUCCAGUAUGUACGGCAGCAUGUUCUUGAUCACAUUGAUGAGCGCAGAUCCCUUGGAUCCUGGCUUUCCUCCUUGGCGUUCCUGUUAUUCUGUCACAGACAGCAGACGAUGUAGAUGGGAAGCCACAUUGCCUUGACCGGGUACACAAAAAAAAUGCAGGAGGUUGGUUGCCUGUUGCUUAGUUGGUUUUGCCAUUCCCUUUUCCAUCUUCUCCAUUUGUUACUCAUGCGUGGGGAA
This is a messenger RNA of Polyodon spathula (Mississippi paddlefish), 598 nucleotides long. RefSeq names its product leukotriene B4 receptor 1-like. The record is from RefSeq and is a predicted model, not a curated record. NCBI's taxonomy places the organism in Eukaryota, Metazoa, Chordata, Actinopteri, Acipenseriformes, Polyodontidae. Gene Ontology annotation, cellular component: membrane. The coding region runs from base 57 to 497 and encodes 146 amino acids. Gene Ontology annotation, biological process: immune response; G protein-coupled receptor signaling pathway. The transcript has a single exon. Gene Ontology annotation, molecular function: G protein-coupled receptor activity.